CUUCGUCUUGGUUAAAUUCCUUGCUCUCUACGUUGGCUCUGGUGCGCUCUCUCUCUCUCUCUCGAUUCGAAAUAUUAGGGCUUUUCUCAGGCACUAGUGUGAGCUUUUUGCAAUGGCGACGGAGCCCAAGGAAGCAACUGAGGAUGCGAAGAUCGAUUUGUUUGAGGACGACGAUGAGUUCGAAGAGUUCGAGAUCAAUGAAGAGUGGGAAGACAAGGAGGAAGGGAAAGACGUGACACAGCAGUGGGAAGAUGAUUGGGAUGAUGAUGAUGUCAAUGAUGACUUCUCUCUGCAGCUGAGGAGGGAACUGGAGAACAAUACGGAGAAGAAGAACUAAGCUAAAAAAAUUUUAGAUUCAUCAUUUUCUCGUCUUUAUUCUCUGCUCUGGCGCUUGCGCUUUUUUAUGAGCUCUACAUGCUGUAUGAAGCUUAAUCAGUGAACUUUUGUAUGAGAUCAUUUGCUUUGAUAUAAAUAGGGAUUUUAAUUCUCCA
Juglans regia (Persian walnut) is the source of this 491-nucleotide messenger RNA. RefSeq names its product protein DSS1 HOMOLOG ON CHROMOSOME V-like. NCBI's taxonomy places the organism in Eukaryota, Viridiplantae, Streptophyta, Magnoliopsida, Fagales, Juglandaceae. The record is from RefSeq and is a predicted model, not a curated record. Gene Ontology annotation, cellular component: proteasome complex; proteasome regulatory particle, lid subcomplex. The coding region runs from base 113 to 337 and encodes 74 amino acids. Gene Ontology annotation, biological process: mRNA export from nucleus; double-strand break repair via homologous recombination; proteasome assembly. The transcript has 3 exons.